UAACUGUUUGAAAACAAAGCACCAGCCAGAAAAAGAUGGCUGAUGCUUCUUCUGCUGUACUACUACUACUGCUAAUAAUAAUAAUAAUAAUAAAAAUAAUACUAAUCAUCACCACCAUCGUCACAAACAAAAUCAAUAUUCAUAUAUGGAGAACGGGUCAACUCAUCCGAGUUUUCUUCCUACGCGCUCUUUCUUAUUCCCCCUUUCCAGAUUUCAGACACCAUUUUCUUCUUGUUGAGCAUGUUUCCCUCGUGCAGGCUAAGUGUUUGAUAAAAUGACGAUUCUUGGGAAGCCCCGGUUAACUUUUGCAAAGGCUAGAAUGAGUUUGUUUAUGUGUUUCUGCUGGUAUUUGUUGCUUGUUGGAGCUGAUAGCGAUCGAACAGAUCCGAAAGAAGUGGUUGCAUUGCGGUUAAUCAAGAAAAGUUUGACCGACCCAUACAAAAAUCUUGCCAGUUGGAACAGGGGCGAUCCGUGUAAUUCAACCUGGAGGGGUGUUAUCUGCUAUAAUCGAACACUUGAUGAUGGUUAUCUUCAUGUUAGUGAAUUGUUGUUACUAGGUAGGAAUCUAACUGGAAGUUUAUCUCCAGAACUCGGUCGAUUAUCACAUUUGUUGAUAUUGGAUUUUAUGUGGAACAACAUCACCGGUUCUAUACCAAAGGAGAUAGGCAAUAUUAAAACGCUUGAACUCUUGCUUCUAAACGGAAAUCAACUAACGGGGUCCUUGCCAGACGAGCUUGGUAAUCUUUCGAAUUUGGACAGGAUACAAAUUGACCAGAACCAAAUAUCGGGACCCGUUCCAGCAUCUUUCGCUAACAUGACCAAAGCAAAACACUUUCACAUGAAUAAUAAUUCACUGAGUGGAAAAAUACCGUCUGAGCUGUCUCGACUUCCAGAUCUUGUUCAUUUGUUGCUUGAUAAUAAUAACUUAACGGGAGAACUUCCACCAGAACUGUCUGAAAUGCCGAAUUUACUUAUACUUCAACUCGAUAACAACAACUUUGGUGGGAGUACUAUACCUUCUUCAUACGGCAACAUGUCUGCACUGUUGAAGCUGAGUCUGAGGAACUGCAGUUUACGAGGACCAAUACCUGAUUGGAGCAAUGCUCCGAACAUUGCUUACAUAGAUUUGAGCCUGAACCAGCUCGAUGGAAUCAUACCAGCAGGCUCACUCUCGAAAAACAUCACAACCAUUGAUCUGUCGAGCAACAAUCUGAACGGAACUAUUCCUCCUAGCUUUUCCAGGCUUCCUCUUUUACAGAAAUUAUCAGUUGCAAACAAUUCAUUAGGCGGUUCUAUUCCGUCGAGCAUUUGGGAAAAUCGGACUUUAAACGCAACCGAGAGACUCAUUCUGGAUUUCGGAUUCAAUAAUUUCUCAAAUAUUUCCGGCAUUCUUCUUCCCCGUCCAAACAUCACCAUCGGGCUUGAAGGAAAUCCCGUGUGCUCAAAUAUGAACCUGAAAAACUUUUGUGGGCCCCACGAAGAAGGUUUCAGCACCACCUUCAACGUCAAAAAUAUCAGCGAAUGCCCACCUCAAGGAUGCUUGAUCACCGAUUACGAAUAUGCCCCUGGAUCCCAGUGCUUUUGUACCGUUCCGCUUUUAAUUGGGUACCGUUUAAAGAGUCCCGUAUUCUCGGAUUUUCUUCCGUAUGUAGAUGCUUUCAAGCAGUACAUGAGCUCCGGCCUCGAAAUGAACGCCUCUCAGCUCGAUAUAGAUUUGCUGACGUGGCAGAAGGGGCCCCGUCUUAAAAUGUACCUCAAGAUUUUUCCGGCUUAUGUUAAUGGGAGUAGCCAUUUAUUUAAUAGGAGCGAGAUUGAUUGGGUUCGUGAAAUGUUUAGUGGAUGGAGGAUUCCGGAGAGUCACGUUUUCGGGCCUUACGAGUUUCUUAGUUUCACACUCCUGGGACCGUACGCUGAACCUCCCUAUCGUCAGCCAUCUGGUUUAAGAAAGGGAGCACUAGCUGGUGUUAUACUAGGGACAAUAGCUGGAUCGGUUACUUUAACUGCAUUUAUUUCAAUUAUUAUAAUGAGACGCCACAUGCGCAAACACCACACCUAUUCGAAGAGACGGCCAUCGUCGAAAAUAUCGAUGAAAAUCGACGGUGUGAAGGACUUCACUUUCCGUGAAAUGGCGCAUGCGACUAAUGAUUUCGACAGCUCAACCGAAGUAGGGCAAGGGGGUUAUGGUAUAGUUCAUAGAGGUGUUCUUGCAGAUGGAACAGUUGUUGCUAUCAAACGAGCUUUAGAGGGAUCUUUGCAAGGUGAAAAGGAGUUCCUUACUGAAAUUGAACUAUUAUCGAGGCUGCAUCAUAGGAAUUUGGUCUCGUUGAUUGGCUAUUGUGACGAAAAAGGGGAACAGAUGUUGGUUUAUGAAUUCAUGCCGAACGGUACCUUGAGGGAUCACCUAUCUGGAAAGUCGAAAAUACCCCUGACUUUUGCAAGAAGGAUAAAAAUAGCGUUGGGUUCAGCCAAAGGCAUACUUUACCUUCACACGGAAGCCAAUCCACCGAUAUUUCAUAGGGACAUAAAAGCAACAAAUAUAUUGCUUGACUCGAGAUUUACUGCAAAAGUUGCCGAUUUUGGACUAUCAAGGCUAGCACCUGUUCCUGAGCUUGGUGGUGAAAUCCCUUCUCAUAUAUCUACAGUUGUCAAAGGAACACCGGGAUACCUUGACCCCGAGUAUUUCCUAACUCAUAAGCUGACCGACAAAAGCGACGUUUAUAGCCUCGGAGUUGUAUUUCUCGAGAUGCUGACCGGAAUGCACCCAAUUUCGCACGGCAAAAACAUCGUUCGUGAGGCAAACAUUGCGUAUCGAUCGGGUAUGAUAUUCUCGAUAAUUGACGAGCGAAUGGGGUCUUAUCCGUCAGACUGUGUGGAGAAGUUCAUAAAUCUGGCUCUAAAAUGCUGCCAAGAGGAAACUGAUUCGAGGCCUUCAAUGUCAGAAGUGGUAAGGGAACUGGAAAACAUAUGGCUUAUGAUGCCGGAAUCGGACACUAAUCUGUCGGAAUCUUUGGUCACUGAUCCUGGCAAAGUCGUCACUACUCCGCCAUCUUCGUCUUCCUCAAGAAACGCUUAUGUGUCACAAGAUGUUUCCGGAAGUGAUCUUGUUAGUGGAGUCAUUCCCACUGUUAAUCCGAGGUGAAUCAUCAUAUGGUUUUCUCGGGUUUUUUUUUUUUUUUUUUUCCGGCCAUCAAUGAGAUUUUGGCAUAUAGAUAUUAUUAUGUACAGUCAUUGCUCAUUUACUUGAAUUGCUUUUUGUAAUAUAUAACUUAUGUAGUUUAGUUGGACAGUUUAGUUUCCAAUAGAGCAUUUAGCAUUACCUUGUAAUUUUCAAAUGUAGCUCUUCUUGUUGAGUUAUCUCUCUUACCUUAUUCUUGA
Messenger RNA from Erythranthe guttata (spotted monkey flower), 3375 nucleotides. RefSeq names its product putative LRR receptor-like serine/threonine-protein kinase At1g06840. Gene Ontology annotation, biological process: protein phosphorylation. NCBI's taxonomy places the organism in Eukaryota, Viridiplantae, Streptophyta, Magnoliopsida, Lamiales, Phrymaceae. The record is from RefSeq and is a predicted model, not a curated record. Gene Ontology annotation, molecular function: ATP binding; protein binding; protein kinase activity.